UCUAAUUUAAAGAUGAAAGCCAAAAAAAGGGUGUGAAAAAGAGAUUAAAAUAGAAAAUAGUGUUAAAGCGAGUUCAAAUUGCUUUACCAGAUAUGCAUAUCAAAUUUGAUUUUCCUUUUUAAAAUAUUUUAAAGAUUUCGUAUCUGAUUAAAGAAAUUAUGAAUUUUGGAAAUGGUCGUCCCCAUAUAAGCCAUCAGAUUUGAAAUUACAGGGUGCCAUUCCCUAUCCUCAGUCUUGCAAUCUACUUAGCUUUUGUCUUGGAGUAGUUUUGCUUUAUUUAUUUAUUUAUUUUAUGGGUUAUAUACCCUUUUCAAUUCAUAGCAAAAGAUAAGAGUUUUGAUUUUAAUCUUCAUGUCGGCACUGGGUGACGACGAGUUAAGCUUAGUUCUCAAAUGGGUUUAUGAUCAAAAUGACAGGAAAUCCUUCUCUCAAGUCUGCAAACAAUGGCUGCGAGUUGAAGGUUUAACCCGAUUAUCCAUUCGGGUUCUUGAGCCCGAUCUCAUCCCCGUUUUCUUGCCCAGAUUCCCAAAUCUGCUUUUCUUUGAAACCCAGGUUUUUAUCUCCAACCCCCACCUUGAAUUCGUGGCUAAAACAUGCCCAAAUCUCCAAGUCCUCAACCUUAAUCUUAAGAAAACACUUGAAGAAUUCGAAGAACUUGACGGGAAUUCCGGUUUUGAAGAUGUUGGGAAUGAUGGGAUUAGAGCUUUGGCUAAUGGGUGUCCAAAUCUAUCCAAAGUCCUGUUGAGAAAGAGGAAAAACGUAGCGAAUUUUGCUGUUAUUUCCCUCGCUAAAUUGUGCAGGAACUUAACAACUUUGGAUUUAGGAAGGUGCAAUUUGGUGGAUGACCGAGCUGUCGAAGCAAUUGGGUGUUCGAAUUCGAUACGGGUUUUGAAUUUUGAAGCUUGUUCGUUGAUUACUGACCAUGGUUUGGCUGUUUUAGCAACUGGGUAUAUCUCCAAAACGCUGAAAAAACUGGUUCUCGCAGAAUGUGAUCGAAUCACUGAUUCUGGGGUGUCAAUGUUGAAUCACAUUUGUUGUUUGGAAGAGUUAAAUUUAGCUGAAUGCGGGCCGAAGAUAACAGACUCUGGUGGCCUCGCCGUUUCUUCACUUUCAAGUCUCAAGAAAUUGAAUUUGGGUUGGCUGAUCAACUUAUCGGAUGUCACAGUUAUUGCCAUCGCCAACAAUUGUGUGAAGUUGGUGUCGAUUGAUUUAACAGGCUGUGAGUUAGUGACUGGAGUUGGUGUCAGAGCAUUUGGUAACCAUGGUUCUCUAGAAUACCUUGUGUUGGCUUCUUGUUACAAUAUUUGCAUGAAUGAUUUGAGCAUCGUGGUUAGAUGCCAGUCACUGAGGGACAUUGUGCUUGAUAAAGGACUGAGGAUGUGGAUUCCAAUGCCAAUGCAAGUGCAUAUCAACAAGUUUUGUCAAUUACAUUGGCGUUGAAGGAUUAACACACACAAAACAGUCGAUUUCUAGGAUAGAAAUUUGGAUAAAAUCAAAAGGUUAGUGCUUCUUGAUUUUGUCAAGUACCCUUUCGGAAAAGAAUUUAUACAAACAUCAAAUCUCUUGCUCAUGAAUGUUAAUAAUUGCAUUCUCUCUUUGGACUGUGAAAUUAAAAGAAAGGGUAUUGAUGCUUGUUCAAGAUUAUUGAUGAAGGAAGCUCAGAAAACAUUGUUUGUUUGAUGGGAAAGCAAAAGUAAGGGUAUUUUCUGAUUGGAAAUAAAGUAUUAGCAGCCAAGAUUUCUUGUUGAAGUUUCAAACUUUUUUCUUUUCUCUUUUUGUUGUUGUUUUCUUAAUGUUGUGGUUGUAAAGCCUUUUUCUUGCUUUUAUUUGAGGUCUAUGACACAUUCAUCAUUCUUAAGGUA
Gossypium arboreum is the source of this 1862-nucleotide messenger RNA. RefSeq lists its product as uncharacterized. The transcript has a single exon. The record is from RefSeq and is a predicted model, not a curated record. Gene Ontology annotation, cellular component: SCF ubiquitin ligase complex. Gene Ontology annotation, molecular function: protein binding. Bases 352 to 1440 code for a protein of 362 amino acids. Lineage: Eukaryota; Viridiplantae; Streptophyta; Magnoliopsida; Malvales; Malvaceae. Gene Ontology annotation, biological process: SCF-dependent proteasomal ubiquitin-dependent protein catabolic process.